Messenger RNA from Drepanopeziza brunnea f. sp. 'multigermtubi' MB_m1, 1014 nucleotides. RefSeq lists its product as uncharacterized. Gene Ontology annotation, biological process: peptidyl-hypusine biosynthetic process. Gene Ontology annotation, molecular function: deoxyhypusine monooxygenase activity. The record is from RefSeq and is a predicted model, not a curated record. NCBI's taxonomy places the organism in Eukaryota, Fungi, Ascomycota, Leotiomycetes, Helotiales, Drepanopezizaceae.
AUGGCACCCUCAGCGACAUCCCCCGCCCCAACCCCCCCCACCACCACCACCAGCGACGACGACCUCACGAUUCUUGCCCUGCGCAAGACCCUCUGCUCGGAAUCGGAGCCACUGGCCCGCCGCUUCCGCGCCCUCUUCUCCCUCAAGCACUUUGCGUGCCAGCCCUCGUCCCCCUCCCAGCUCGCCGCCAUCGACGCCAUCGCCGCGGCCUUCGCCUCGCCCUCGGCGCUCCUCAAGCAUGAGCUCGCGUACUGCCUGGGCCAGACCCGCGCCCUGGCCGCCGUGCCGUACCUGACGGCCGUGCUGGAGGACCGAGGCGAGGACCCGAUGUGCAGACACGAGGCUGCGGAGGCGCUGGGCGCGAUUGGGGAUCUGGGGUGCUUAGCGCUGCUGCGGGAGCGGAGGGAUGAUGCGGAAGAGCUGGUUGUCGUGACGGAGACGUGCGAGAUUGCCGUUGCGCGCAUCGAGUGGGAGAAUAGCGAGGAGGGGAAGAGGGAGAAGUUGCAGAAGAGUGAUUUCGCGUCUAUUGACCCCGCGCCCACGUCGGAGCAGAGCGAGAAUAUCGAGGAUCUGGAGAAGAAUCUGCUGGAUACAACGAAGCCUUUGUUUCUGCGUUACAGAGCUAUGUUUGGACUGAGGGACUUGGCUUCGCCGCCUGACCUCCCGACUGCGGUUCCUGCUGUCCUCGCUCUAGCGAAGGGGUUCGCGGAUCCUUCUGCGCUGUUCCGACACGAGAUUGCCUUUGUCUUUGGACAGUUGUCGCAUCCUGCGUCCAUCCCUGCGCUAACGGCCGCCCUGGGCGAUUUGAACGAGGCCAGUAUGGUCAGACAUGAGGCUGCUGAGGCGCUGGGUAGUUUGGGCGAGGAGGAGGGUGUGGAGGAUACGCUGAAGCUGCACUUGAACGACAAGGAUCAAGUCGUGAGAGACAGUGUGAUCGUGGCUCUGGACAUGGCAGAGUUUGAGAAAGGGGGCGAGGUGGAAUAUGCGCUGAUUCCAGAGACCGAGAAGGCGUAG